GCCCGGUUCACGAGCUGUAUGGUAGCGCAUAGAGCACAGAAGGGCAUGGUGUGCUACAGGCAGCCAGCAGAGAGAUCUCAGAAAGAUGCCAGAAAGACCUAGAAACAGACUACCACUCCCAGACGGAGGAAGGCUCGCUACCAGGCCUGCAAGCUCAGGCAGAAAAAAUGUGAGCGGGUCUAAUUCAUGGGCACUGCCUCCGUAUAACCGCCACCCAGUGAGCAGUGGCUCUCCCCGACACAGAGAAACCCAGCAGCUGUCCCUGUGUGCCGCCACCAGCAUGUCUUCAGCAACACGGAUGAGAGGCAAGCGUUCAGACCAAGGAAGGCAGCCCCUUGGGGGAAUCACCAUGGAGAGCUUUCGUGCUGGUAUUUUUAAUGAACUGUUUAAAGCAGAGACUUGUGGCUCCUGGUGGGACAGUUCCCUGCUCCUCAUCCAGAGGGGCCAGCGUGCAUCACUGAGGCCAAGCUAUACCUGUGGGACUGCACAGGCCUGCAAAGGUCAGAGAGAAUGUGCUAGCGACGCCGUACCCAACAUCUCCCGGGAAGUCUCCAGCUUCCAGGAUAUGCGUAUCCACACGUAUACAUGUAUUGGCCAAGUUUUGCCCACCUUCAAAAACAAAUCACCUCUAACGUUUGCUUCCAUCUCCGAGGGACCUGUGGGCACCACAAUGCCCUUCUACAUGCAGAUCUACACUCAGGCCCACAGGAAGAUGUAA
Messenger RNA from Alexandromys fortis (reed vole), 718 nucleotides. RefSeq lists its product as uncharacterized. Lineage: Eukaryota; Metazoa; Chordata; Mammalia; Rodentia; Cricetidae. The record is from RefSeq and is a predicted model, not a curated record. The transcript is spliced from 4 exons. Bases 86 to 718 code for a protein of 210 amino acids.